AUGCAGCUCCCUUUCCCCUUGGUCAGCUUCUUGGGCUUGCUUACAAGUGCUCUAGAAAGCUGGACAGGCGGCUUCUCCGGCACUUUGGGUAAUGAUGAGACGUUCGACUAUGUCGUUGUCGGUGGUGGUACUGCUGGGGUGACUCUCGCGGUUCGUCUGGCUGAGCAGAAACUCCGGGUGGCUCUCGUUGAGGCCGGGGAAACAUACGAACUCAGGUCCCCAGUAGCAGCCAUUCCUGGCGCCGCCAGUAUAGGUGUUGGCUCUGAUAUUCAAUCCUCCACAGCAAUUGACUGGAAGUUUGUGGCUAGAAAUGUCACAGGUGCUAAUCACCGUGAUAUUCAUUAUCCCCGAGGCAAAUGCCUUGGAGGAUCGUCAGCUCUGAACUUUAUGGCCUACCAAAGGGAGUCGAUGCAGCUUUGGGCUGAUCUUGUUCAGGAUCAGAGUUACACUUUUGACAACACUCUGCCCUAUUACCAGAAGACCGUUCAGUUUACGCCCCUGACACGCUGCGACGCGCCGCAAAUGCUACAGCGCAAUACAAUCCUGAUGCUUUCGCUCAUGGAGGACAACGCCCACUUCACCGGGUCAUUGCUCGGGGCUCAGUAUUGCAGCUUUACCAUUCGACCGUCUGAUGAGACAAGGAGCAGCUCGCAAGCCGCCUUUCUGAGCCCGCUACCUUCAUCAACUUACCUGAAAAUAUAUCAGGGUACGAUGGCAAAGAGAAUACUAUUCAACCCACAAAAGCAAGCGUCUGGGGUGCAAGUGAGCGAUCUACUGCGAACUUUCACCCUCAACGCGGAGCGAGAGGUGAUGAUAUCGACAGGUGUAUUUCACACCCCGCAGCUCUUGAUGGUUUCUGGAAUCGGGCCGGCCGAUACUCUUUCAGAACACGGCAUUGAUGUUGUUCAGGAUGCCCCUGGUGUAGCUCUCGAGACUUUCACGAAAGUGCCAACAGAUCUAUCAUAUCUCACACGGCAAAUGGCUCAAUAUAUAUUCUCCCAUGGAGGGGUACUCACCAAUCCAGUCAUCGACUACCUUGCAUUUGAGAAGAUGCCGGAUUCCUUUCGUUUGAACUUCUCAGUCCAGACGAUCAAGGACCUUUCGUGGUUUCCGGAUGACUGGCCGGAGAUCGAGUACAUUUCAUCAGCUGCCUACGUGGGAAAUUUCUCGAAUCCUCUUAUCUCGCAACCCUCGGGUGGUAAGCAAUAUGCAACGAUCCUGGGCACACUUGUUGCGCCGACGUCUCGCGGAAAUGUGACUAUUGCCUCGAAUGAUACCUCAGAUCUGCCUAUAAUCAACCCAAACUGGCUCUCAUCAGAGGCGGAUCAGCACGUAGCGAUUGCGGCAUAUAAGCGUAUCCGUGAUAUGUUUCACAGCGAAGCCAUGGCGCCGAUUGUUGUGGGAGAUGAGUACUUCCCGGGGAGUCAGUAUCAAACGGACGCAGAAAUCCUCGGAGUUAUUCGCAAUACAGUGAUGACUAUAUAUCACGCUGCAUGUACUUGCAAGAUGGGAACACAAGACGAUCCUAUGGCCGUCCUCGACAGCCGGGCCAGAGUCUUUGGUGUCGAUAGGUUGAGGGUUGUGGAUGCCAGUGCAUUUCCCAUCCUGGGGCCAGGACAUCCUCAGUCCACUGUCUAUAUGCUUGCGGAGAAGAUUGCAACCGACAUCAUCUCCUCAUUAACCUGA
This is a messenger RNA of Aspergillus udagawae, 1686 nucleotides long. Its product is annotated as GMC family oxidoreductase. The coding region runs from base 1 to 1686 and encodes 561 amino acids. The record is from RefSeq and is a predicted model, not a curated record. Lineage: Eukaryota; Fungi; Ascomycota; Eurotiomycetes; Eurotiales; Aspergillaceae. Gene Ontology annotation, molecular function: oxidoreductase activity, acting on CH-OH group of donors; flavin adenine dinucleotide binding. The transcript is spliced from 7 exons. Gene Ontology annotation, biological process: secondary metabolite biosynthetic process.